Molecule: messenger RNA, 1855 nt
Organism: Exophiala oligosperma
Lineage: Eukaryota; Fungi; Ascomycota; Eurotiomycetes; Chaetothyriales; Herpotrichiellaceae
Exons: 2
Coding region: 74-1696 (540 amino acids)
Biological process (GO): positive regulation of transcription by RNA polymerase II
Cellular component (GO): nucleus
Molecular function (GO): zinc ion binding; transcription cis-regulatory region binding; DNA-binding transcription factor activity, RNA polymerase II-specific
Source: RefSeq, a predicted model, not a curated record
UAUCAAUCUUAUCCUAUCAGCUCCAUGGCUGGAGGUGGUCUGGACCUAUCUGAACGAUGAGUUCCGAGGUCCAAUGGAGACCAAUCACCGACGCUCCAGAACAGGAUGCAUGAACUGUCGAGCUAUCCGCACCAAAUGUGACGAAUUAAAACCAAAGUGUCGCCGGUGUAUGAAUCGUGGAGUAGUUUGCAAAGGGUACGUCAGAAAGCUACGAUGGGUUGGAGAGGCACUGCCGACGAUAGCUGCCACCCGAAAGCAAAGGUCGGAUCUAGUGGUUCAAAAGCAACAAGCUGAAAUCAAAACGGGAUAUGUCUCAACACGGCUGCAAAACUUGAAACUUCUGUCUACGGUAACUCCCCUGGACGCUCUUGAUCGAGCCCUUGUCGAGCACUGGAUGAUGAUGACCCUCCAGCUGGUCUCCUUGGACCCAGCCGCUACAUAUUAUCUUGGGCAGAUGUAUGAUGAUCUUACGUCCAAGGAUGAGUCUCUCACCUUGCGGGCAAUGUUAUCAAACUCGGCCGCCCACCUGUUAACUCUGGGAAGAGUACCUGAAUCGACCUUUGUCCUCUUGCAACAACAAGCGUUCACGGCGAUGCGGUGCUCACUGAAGAAAUUGGUCGCGGAGUCAAGCAUGCUCUUCAGCAAUAGAAUGCCAAUCCACAGUCUCCACAUGCCAUUCUCAUCUCUCGACGAUGAUGCGAUUGUUGGUUCUUUGCUGUUGAUCGACGAUGAAAUCAUCCGGCCCGACAAUUGUUAUAGUGCUGUUCGAGUGCAGUUUCUCCUUCAGGGAACAUAUUCCUUAGUGGCUGAGCGCCACAAAUAUUUCGAGUGCCCAUGCCCACGCCCCCAUCCAGCUCGUUCAGAACCACACUACAAACUGGACAGUCCUUUAUUUCAAUCUUCGGUGUCGUUUUUGGCUUGGGCAGACAUUAUGUCUUGUGUGCCAUGCGCGAGACCCCCCAUACUGGACAAGAGAUACUGGCUUGAAGGAGCAAUCAAGACGUCUCGAGAGAAUGCUCGAAAAUUGCAACCCAAUAAUGACCUGGGUUACUGUGCCCAAGUACUUUCCUUGCUGGGUGACUGCACGACUGCCGUUCACAGUUUGUAUACGCAAAUAAUCUCGGAGGAAGAAUUUACUCAGAUGGGAAGCUAUCUACAUCAGCAGCUCGACCAGGCGAUGGCAGAUUUGCCAGAACCUAAAGAGGCCAGUAUUGACACGCCAAUCCAAGGCUUGAUCGGAGUCAGCAAAGCUACCAUGGUCGAGGGGCAUAAUGCCUGUAUAGCAGCGGCUAUCUGCCACGGUCUCGCGACUCAAAUAUUUCUAUUACGUGCAACAGACCAUGAGCGCGAGUCGCCACAGGUCACAACGCUCUGCGAUCGCCUCUUCAGCUCUCUGCGUCAACUUUCCGCCAAUCACAGUGUUGUAACGAUAUCGCUAUGGCCGUUAUGGGUCUUGGGCUGCGAGAGCCAUGGCGGUGUCGACAACAGUACGAAGGAAUUUGUUGUGAUGUUCCUCGAAGCAGUCUUCAAACGGCAAUGCAUGAAGAAUGUGGAAAGGUGUCUUAUAACGUUAAGAGAGGAAGUAUGGACGCUGGAUCCAUCAUCGACUGACCAGGUAUGCGAGAAACCCCCGGUACCACAAUCCGCAUGGGUAUGGCACUGUUACAAUCAAGGUAUCAGGCUGUUACUUGCCUGAGCUUCUUCAAGACAACCCAGUAGUGGUCAGAAAAGCUUGUACUGGAUCGGACUUGCAGAUCAAGUCUUUGAUAGGGAGACAAUUUCUGAUAUUAUGAAAUGGUUUUACUAGCCAAUGCCUGCCAAGACGUCUCACUACGGAUAGCUCUCUAGUAUAUGG